Messenger RNA from Caenorhabditis bovis, 1536 nucleotides. The record is from the annotation of a GenBank genome assembly. NCBI's taxonomy places the organism in Eukaryota, Metazoa, Nematoda, Chromadorea, Rhabditida, Rhabditidae.
AUGGCCGCAAAGUUCGUGCUUGUCGUUUUAGCAGCAUGUCUCCUUAUGGAGACAUUGUGUGCCCCAACCGAAGAGAAGAGGAUUCGGCGAAACAUGAUCCGCGGAAGACCGCGCGGCGGUAUGAAGAGAACUCCGCCGAUGACAAUGUUUGCCGGUAAAGUUAGCAUGGACACUGUUGUUUCCGACGAAUUCACUCAAAUCCUUGAUCACUUCGAUACGUCGAACACGAAGACUUUCAAACAAAGAUAUUGGCACAACAACCGCUGGUACAAAGAAGGAGGUCCAGUGUUCUUGAUGCUUGGAGGCGAAGGACCAGAAUCGUCGUUCUGGGUGUCGUCGAGCGAUUUGGAAAUCACCAAUCUUGCUGCUCAACAAGGAGCAUGGGUGUUCGAUAUUGAGCACAGAUACUAUGGAGAGACUCGUCCAACUGCCACCAUGUCAACCAAAGAUCUUAGGUAUUUGAGUUCAGCGCAAGCGAUUGAAGACGUUGCCACAUUCAUCAAAGCAAUGAAUGAGAAGUUCCCAGAACUCGCCAAAGCCAAAUGGGUGACAUUCGGAGGAUCGUACUCAGGAGCUCUUGCCGCUUGGGCUCGCGAGAAACACCCCGAGCUCAUCUAUGCGGCUGUCGGAAGUAGUGGUCCAGUUCAGGCAGAAGUUGAUUUCUUUGAGUAUCUCGAAGUUGUGAAGAACUCGAUUUCUCGCAAUUCAACCGAGUGUGCCGCUUCAGUUACUAAAGGUUUCAAUCAAGUCGCCCAACUUCUGAAAACCGCUGACGGUCGCAAGCAGCUCAAAACCGUUUUCCACACCUGCACUGACAUUAACAUCAACGACGAUAAGAGUGUCAAAUAUUUCUGGGAGACUGUCUACAGUCCAUAUAUGGAAAUUGUUCAAUAUUCCGGAGAUGCCGCUGGACUGUUUGAGCAUCAGCUCACGAUUGCUCAUGCGAUUUGCAGAUUCCACAACAAUCCAAAAACCACGGCACUGCAGAAAAUGAAACAGGUCAACGACAAUUUCGAUCUUGUCAACAUGUAUUUCGGAUGCAACGACAUCAACUAUUCGGCAUUCAUCGAGUUCAUGAAAGACGAGGAUUAUGGCACUGCCCAAUCGGAUCGUGCUUGGGUCUGGCAAACCUGCACCGAGUUCGGAUAUUACCAAUCGACAGCCUCGCCUGUCGCUGGUCCGUGGUUCGGCGGCGUUAGCAAUCUUCCAGCGCAAUACUACAUUGAUCAAUGUACUGAAAUCUACGGAGCCGACUACAACUCGAAGGAGGUUCAAGACGCUGUGAAUCACACCAACGACUACUAUGGAGGACGUGAUAAACUUAAUACCGAUAGAAUUUUGCUUCCAAACGGAGAUAUCGAUCCAUGGCACGCACUCGGAAAACUCGCAAGCAACUCGCCGAACGUUGUUCCAGUUGUGAUUAACGGAACAGCUCAUUGUGCUGACAUGUACGGAAGCUCGAGCUCGGAUAGCGUUUAUUUGACAGCUGCCCGGCAGAAGAUUGCCACAGUUCUUGACGGAUGGCUUAAAGCUUAA